AUGGCACGAAAAACCCGCACUCAAUCUCAAUCCCUUCUUGCAGCAGCUUUAACCGCGAUUUCAGGAUCUACCGUCAUUACACAUGACGAAUAUAAAGGCCAAAAGGACAAUUCUGAUACGAGCUUUUACGAAGUUGACAUUUAUCAAUCUCAUAUGCAGAUUGGUCCAAUCCCGACAUCUAGCAUUACAAAAAUUCCUAAAAGUAAUUCUUUGAAAACAUCUAAUAAUGAUGUUAAAGAAAUUUUUGUUAAAACACCUUCUUCUAAAAAGAAACUUAGUAUUCAUACGUUACUUUCUUGCACCGUUAAAAGUUUUAAACAAUUAAUUUAUUCACGUGAAGGUAUUCUUCCAUCCGUACAAGAACUUAUAUUCGAUAAACAAAUAUUAAAGGAUGAGCUCACAUUAUCACAGUAUAAUAUAGAAGCUCAUUCGGUUAUUCAAUUAAACAUUUUAUUACGAGAAGGAAGUAAAUCCAUAGGAUAUAUUAAUUCCGAACAUUUAGAUCCAGGAUACGAUUAUGAUUUUACAAAUAUU
Messenger RNA from Racocetra persica, 534 nucleotides. The record is from the annotation of a GenBank genome assembly. NCBI's taxonomy places the organism in Eukaryota, Fungi, Glomeromycota, Glomeromycetes, Diversisporales, Gigasporaceae.